AGCGUGCAGCGCUCAAGCGGCAUUCGGGCUCAUGGGAGAUGACUUGACCUGGGUAUCCUGGAAGCUGGCCCUGGGCCAAUUUCAUGAGUCCGGACAGCUGGAGCUCCCAACUCAUGAGCUUUGUGCUCCAGGCCCUCACGGCCAGCAGACGGCGCGGCUGGGUGGGGAGCUGCGCCUGGAGGGCCCGGACCUCAUCUGGAAGCUGCGCCUGCGGGGCCGCGCCCUGGUGGCCAGGAAGGUGGGGCCUGUGGAGCCCAGGCUUCUUUUGACGAUGAGAAGCUGGAAGGAGGAGGAUAUCGCCACAAAGUCGGACAGAUGGAUGCAGGUGGCUAGUCAUGCAGACGGGGACUGCAUCACGCUGAGCGCGGCACUCCUUUGGGCCACGCAAAGUUUGCCUGCCACCAGUCGCUUCACCUUUGGAGAGCAAUUGGGCCAGGGCCAGAGUGGCUGCGUGCACCUGGUGACUGACACUGAAAGUUGUGGCCAAAAGCUCAUUGCCAAGGUGGCAGAACCGGGGUGUGAGCUCAUCCAUGAGGCGAUGGUGUUGAAGUCUCUUCAAGGCCUAGGCUUCCCAGAGUGUCUGGGCAUCUUCGCAGGUCCUUGCGGUGAGUUCCUGGUGGCAGAGCGCUUAGGUGCCAGCCUGGACGACUGGCAGAAAGAAGGUGACGGCAGGCUCGAGGUGGAGGCGGUGGCGAGGGUGGCGUCGCAAGUCCUGGCUCAGCUGGCAGCCUUACACAGCAGGAAUCUGGCGCAUGGAGACUUGAAGCCGAAGAACCUUCUCAUUAAGGAUGCAGACACCUUGGAAGUUUGCCUCAUUGACUUUGGCUGCUGCCGACCCUACCGAAUCUCAGACGACAUGGUUGUCCCUCGGCAUGGCGCACCAUGCGUUGGAACCACGCGGUUCUGCGCCAUCGCAGCACAUAAAGGCGAGAGGUCACCGCGCUGCGACCUUGAAUCCCUGGCAUACGCCCCUCAGCUCACUGCUGCAUGUUCAUGUCAAAUCCUGCAUUGUUUAUCAUUGUUUUGUGCUGGAGCUGAGAGUCUGUUGGCCAACAGGUUUGCUGAAAUUUAUGCGCAUUUGCUGUUGAAGUGAGGUUCUCAUUCAUUUGGCAACAGGCCGCUUACCAUGGCAAGGCAUCAGGACUCACAGAAAGCUCGACCACAGUGCAGAGAUCUUGAGUAGCUCGGUCAGGCAGAUCUGGUUUGAUUGCUUAGCCGCCAUCACAGCUUCAAUUCUUUGUGUGUGUGUGUGCGUGUUUCUCUUCCAUGACCCGAUGCCUUUGAUGCCAAGGCAAAAAAAUGGACUUCGAUUUACUUAAACGUCACGUUCUCGAUUCACUUCCUGAUGCAUUUGCAACUGGCCUUCUUUGUUUGGUGGAGAAAUGCCGAAGUUUGCAGAGUGUAGAUACAGGCACCUAUUGCGAGCUGCACAUGCUGCUCACACAGGAAAGCCCACGGACGCAGCGCGGGUACAGCCGUUCCAGUGGCAUUUGCUGAGCUGACUGCAAUCGGCAAUCAUGGACCUGCGCAGGUCCAGUGAAGUCUGAGGAAUGCGGGAAUGCGUUCAAGAAGCUGGAUCGAUGUCGCCAAGAUUCCUUGAAUUUGGGCAAGCUUUGGAUUGCGGCUGAAUGAAUCACCUGCAGAUGAGUAUACUGAGCAGCGAUGCAGCUUCAACAUGGGCAAUGCCGCAUCACUGGCGGACUGGCAACGCAUUGAUUCCGUUCAAGAAGCCUUCCCGAGGUCAAACCAUGAAGAUGCUUGCUUGCGCAUGUUUGCACCUUUAUGCGUGACCAAAGGCUUGCAACAUGAGCCAGUGUAGGAGAAUGUGGGACUCGCAAAAUUGGACAACAUGCAACCAGAAGGAAGCGGGACAGCUAGCAGCUGCCCUGUCCCGGCCCGGA
Molecule: messenger RNA, 1901 nt
Organism: Effrenium voratum
Lineage: Eukaryota; Dinophyceae; Suessiales; Symbiodiniaceae
Source: the annotation of a GenBank genome assembly